Messenger RNA from Amphibalanus amphitrite, 2071 nucleotides. RefSeq names its product general transcription factor IIF subunit 2-like. Bases 321 to 746 code for a protein of 141 amino acids. Gene Ontology annotation, biological process: transcription by RNA polymerase II; transcription initiation at RNA polymerase II promoter. Gene Ontology annotation, cellular component: transcription factor TFIIF complex. The transcript has 6 exons. The record is from RefSeq and is a predicted model, not a curated record. NCBI's taxonomy places the organism in Eukaryota, Metazoa, Arthropoda, Thecostraca, Balanomorpha, Balanidae.
AACGAUGACCAUGUGUCAUGCUUCCUUCAGGUUCCCAAAUAUAUUUCACAAAGAUGGGAUAAAGCUCCAGGAAACAUAGAAGUUGGGAAACUUCGCAUCGCCAGGACACCGUCUGGACAGAAGUCUGGGCAGUCUGGACGUCCGAAGCUGGACGUGUCCUUCUCCUUGAGCGAAGCGGUGCUGGCAAUGGAGAAGUCCGAAGCCAUUCCAAAGGACCACAAGUUUGUCAUUAGCAACGUCAACAACCAGACGCUCGGCGUGUUCUCUCAGACUACCCCACGGCCAACAGUAAUGCUGUCGUCCCGGAGACGGAAAAACUCAUGAUGGAAGGAAGAGUUAUCCAGCGGGCUGAAUGCAAGCCGGAAGGUAGCGAGACCUACAUGAAACUGAAGCUGGAGGGCUUCCGAAAGUCGGCCGUGCCGGCCCGCAUGGCCAAACGGCUGGACGACGUGGUGCACGUGAAGCCCGUGGCCAAUCACCGCUACAACGUGGAAUUCACCCAAAAGAAGAAGUCCGAGGGUAAGAAGGUUCGAGACGACAAGGAUAAGGUGAUGAAUGUUCUCUUUGCCGCCUUCGAGAAGCACCAGUACUACAACAUCAAGGAUCUGGCGGGCAUUACCCGGCAGCCUGUGACCUAUCUGAAGGAGAUUUUGAACGAGGUGUGUAAUUACAAUCUGAAGAAUCCCCAUCGGAACAUGUACGAGCUGAAGCCCGAGUACCGACAUUACAAGGAGGACGAGGACUAGUCGACGACAGUCUUUGGUGGCUUUCAUUACACCAGGAGCUCUCUUCCGCCGCGUCCGCCAAUCGACGGGCCUCAACUUAGCGAGAGGAGCGCCGCCAGCGGUGCCGGGGUGUGUUUCUAUCACGGCAUGUAGUGUGAACGGGCUGCUCUUCUGAAACUCUGUGCUGGUUCGGCAGUAAGGCUCCUCGGCUGUUUCGGCUAGAAUUGUCGUUAUGAAUGUGCUGAUGGAGAUGCAUUAUCCAGCCUCUCUUGUUUAUCCAAGGAGACAGUCUUACACAGUUUCACCCAUGCGUAUUAUCAUCGCUUACUGGGCUUGUCUCUUCUUGCGUCUGGCUACUUUUGGCAUUUCGAUCAAUCACGCUGUAUUGGUUAGGCCUUUAUGAUUACGUAUUUUGCUUUCUAGCUUAUCGGUCGUAUACUCCAUUAUCCGAUAUCGAGAGACCCUUCCAGAGGACAGCUUUUACAGGGUGGCCGCUCAACCCGGUACUGAAGCGUAUUCUUUGCUCGUUCAAUUGUUUGAACUUGAUUCUCUCGUUCCGCAAGAGUACAUUAAAUCUCUUUACCAGCUGUCAGUUCAGUAGGGCUCCCUUCGUCUUGUAUGGGCACUUCUCAUCAUGCGCACAAUAGUUCCCCUGCGGUUCAUGAUCGUGAUCUGUUCUCAAAGUUCUCAUACUCUGGUCAAGUUAAGAACUUGUUUUCUUUCAUCUGAUCAGUGAGCCAUACACAUGAAAAAGCAUUGACGAUGUCAGCUGUUCUAAUAUUUGCUCAUAUUUUGCUUUUUAUAGUUCCUAAAUCUAAGCAUUGUUCAAACAUUUCACUGAAGUAUUGGUCCGUUCGGUGCCGUUUCUAGUUGCGUGCUUUUCGUGCAAGGUAUGGCCAUUGGUCAGCGUGCUAAACAUGAACUGGCGAUUGGCCUCAUGGCUCAGUUAAUGAUCACGUGACACUAGGCUGAAGUCUGAAUGUUGCCAGCUGGCUGCGGCGUGUGUGGCGCUAGUGUGUCACGUGACACCAGGCUGUUGUCCGAGUGUCGUCAGGUGGCUGCGGCAGCGUGUGGCGCUGUUGUGGGUGAGCCGGGAGGGUAGGUGGCGGGGUGGACAGUGUGUCAGGGGCGGGGCGCUGGUGCCGAGCGGCGCUCGUGUGUGGUGAUGAGACACGCCCGUGCCGGGCAGUCUGUGAUAGUCGGGACCGGCCGACUGUGAUGUGCCCGGUUUGCAGGCGACCAGCCUUUUCAGGCUGUCUCACCGGCUGUGUUGUUCCUUAUUGAGCCUGAUAGGUGAACGGCUGGGCACUGAAAUACAUUUUCAAAUACACAUGACCCCAACUACU